AUGGAAUUAUCUCAGAAUUCUCAAAUAUCAAGCAAUGAAAAAACAAAAGGAUUUGAUUUAUCAACUGGCAAAACAUGGAUUUAUCCAGAAAAUUAUCCUAUUAGAGAUUAUCAGUUCAAUAUAGUUCAAGCUUGUUUAUACAAUAACACAUUAGUUUGUUUACCCACUGGACUCGGUAAAACAUUUAUUGCUGCAGUUCUAAUGUACAAUUUUUGGAGAUGGUAUCCAUGUGGAAAAGUUAUAUUUUUAGCGCCAACCAAACCAUUGGUUGCUCAGCAAAUUUUUGCUUGUCAUAAUACAAUGGGUAUACCUAGUUCUGAAAGUAUUGAACUUACAGGAGCAGUUAGCCACAAACAACGUGAAAUAGCAUGGUCCAAAAAAAGAGUAAUAUUUGCUACUCCCCAAGUAUUUUAUAAUGAUUUAGUUAAAAAUGUUGUACCCAGUGAUUUGGUAAAAUGUGUAGUUAUAGAUGAAGCACAUAAAGCAUUAGGGAAACAUUCUUAUUGUGAGUGUAUUCGAAUAUUAAAUGAAAAGAAUCAAACAUUCAGAGUGCUAGCCCUUUCUGCUACACCAGGAAACAAAAUUGACAAUGUUCAUGAGGUGCUACAAAAUUUAUUAAUUGCUCAUGUUGAAUUAAGGGAUGAAACUUCCUUGGAUAUCGUACCACAUAUUAAUAAUAGAAAAAUUGAUAUAAUUUUAGUACCACUUAAUAACAAACUAACCGAAUACAAAGAGAGAUAUAUCUUCAUCAUGGAUCGUCAUGUUAAAAUUUUACUUCAAUAUCAUGUUCUUUCUGGUCAUACGGCAAAUAUCUCAAAAGGACGGGUGUUCCAUUUAUUAAAGGAAUAUCAAAAGAAGACAAAUAAGUCAGGAAAUUAUGGACAAAUUAUAAGAACAUUAAACAUAUUAAUGACAAUGUAUCAUGCUUAUGAACUUAUGAUUAGAGAUGGGCUUAGAGCAUUUCUUAAAUUCUAUCAAAAUCAUUCUGAUAAAUUUUGGAUGAACGAAGAACCACAAUUACAAACAUUACUUGAAGAUAUUAAAUUGUAUCUUGGUCCAUUUCCAGAUAUAAAAACUUCAUGUGAAGAAGAACUAGUAGAAAUAUCGCAAGAUCUUAUAUUUGGACAUACGAAAUUUGAUAAGUUAAAAGAAUUACUUUUGUAUCAUUUUAAAAAUAGUCAAGAAAAACAAAGCGAUACACGAGCUAUAGUCUUUGUUGAGUAUCGUGAUAUUGUAAGUGAAAUUUAUAUUUUAUUAUUACAAUGUCAACCGUUAAUUAGACCACAAAUGUUUGUUGGUAAAACUGGACAGAAACAAAAGCAACAAAUAAAAGCAUUAGAGAAGUUUAGAAAUAAUGAUGUUAAUGUUCUUGUAUCUACAAGUAUAGGAGAAGAAGGAUUAGAUGUUGGAGAAGUAGAUUUAAUAAUAUGUUUCGAUGUAUCUCAACAUUCACCUAUACGGUUAGUUCAAAGAAUGGGAAGAACGGGCCGAAAACGUGAUGGGCACAUAAUUAUUCUUGUUACAGAUGGAAGAGAACAUGAGACAUUAAAAUCUACAAUGGCUAGAAGAGAUUCUUUAAAUUAUAAGAUAUUAAAUACGAGUAACAUUUUUUCUUCGCUUUACAAAGAUAAUCCUCGUAUGAUUCCUGAUAUUUUCACACCGGAAUGUCUAAAAAUGCAUAUUAGCGUACAAGAAAAAGAUCCGGUUGAAAAAUAUAAAAAUGACAAAGGAAAAUCAAAUAAAAAGGAAAAAGGGUUUCAUAAUAUUUUAAAAAAAAUCAGUAAUAUAGAUUCUGCUUUCAAAUCCCAAAAGGAUGGAACUAAAUUCUCAAUAGUGAAAUAUUUCAAAGUUGAUCAAAAUAAACAAGACACAAUGACUAAUUUUGAAGUAGUUAAUUCCGAAGUAAUUCAGAAUAAUGGCAUUUGUAAUACUAUAAAAUUAUCAGAUGUGAAAAUUCUUUCUUGCGACAAUGAUGCCGUUGAUUUUCUUACGACAUGCGCUUUAAAAAUUUCUGCAAAAGAAGAAAAUACAUUGAACAAGUAUAAAAUUGAUAAAUCUUAUAUACCUAGGUUUCCUUCGAUUAAAAAUGUUUUUAAUUUUUCAAUACCUGACACUAAAAUUCUUGAUUGUCUAAUCACAUUGAAUAUCAUUCCACUUAAUUUAAAUAACAAUAAGGUAAAUAAUGAUAAUGAAAAUGACAACAAGGACGAUUUGUAUAAUAAUGAAUAUGUAUUUGAGAACACAAUGGAAGAAAUCAUUGACACGUAUCAACAAUCGUCUUCUAAAUUCGAAGAUUUACUAGACGAUAGUAGUAAAUCGAAUGUAAGUGACCUAUCGGAUAUUGAAGAAAAGAAGUUCGACAUCAACACUGCUUGUCCUGUUCGUGCUUUUCAUCAUGACACAGAAAACGAAGUAUUAAAAUCAGUCGAAACAAGAAAUAAAAUUAACAUGACACAAAGUUUGAAACCUGGUAAAUUUGAAGAUAUAUUAAAUGAAACGUCUGAUGAUUCUGAAAUUAGUAAUAAUGAAAAUUUUGAGCAAAGCUGGACAAAAAAUAUUAAUAUCGAUAACAAUAUACAAAUCAAAAAUUCCCCCAAUAUUGUAAGAUUAGAUGAUCAUAGUAAAUCAGAAUCUGGUGCACAUUUGCAACAAACGAUUGAAAUGAAUAAAUUUUUUUUUAUUCCGAAUCAGCAAUGUAAACAUAACGUUGAAAACUAUAAAGAAAUAUGUAAAAGUACUUACCCGUCGAAAUUUAAUAAAUCUAAAGCCGAACAUAUCCUUAGUAUAACGCAAGCAAUUGAUGAAAUAGCCCGACUAAAUUCAAAUUCAAUCGCUACGAAGGCGCACGAUGAAUCCGAAGAUGAUAUAUUUAAAGAUGAAAAUUUUUUGCUACAGAUUGAUAAUCAAUUAAAAUUUGAUCAAGAAAUAGGUAAUUCAACUAAUUAUACAGAUGAAAAGAAUUUUAAUGUAAUGAAGAAUUCAAACGAUAAGAAAAAUGAGAUUGAUACAGAAUUAAAAAUAGAAGAAUGCGAAUGGGACGAUGAUUUUCAAGUUUCGAUUGAUACCGUGCAAGAUUGUAUGAAAUUUAACACAUUUGAAGAAGAGCGCAAGAGUCAGAAAUUAGUAGGAACUACAACCAAUAUGAAAACACAUUUUUCAGAUAAUGAAGAAUGGAUUUCCGUUAAAGAUAUUUCAAAGCAGAAUACAUCUCAUACGAGUAUAGCAAAAAAAUUAGCAAAUGUAAAAAAAUAUUGGAACUCGAAACAUGAUUCUUUCGAAAAGUAUUCCACAAAUAAAAAUAAUUCCAUGAUCGAUAAUCAACUUACAAAUGCAAAAGAAGAAAAAUGUGCCUACUUUUUCGAUAAAUCAAAUAAUAAAAAGAAAUAUGAAAGUUUGGAGAAAAGAACAAAGUACUUUCGGAAACAUAAUUAUGAUCGAAAGUUGAAAAAAGUGAAAAACGAAUUUAUAUGUGACGAGGCAGAAGUUUCUUCAAAUAACGAUAGCACGGAUGAGAAUUCUGAGACCGACAAUGAUCUUGAAGGUUUUGUCAGUUAUACGCAAAAUAUACACGAUGCAUCCCACAUGCAUGCUUAUUAUUUACAAUCCAUUAAGAGCCCGAUGAAAAAACAGGAUGAUAUUCUUUUUAAAAGACAGCAUACAUUUGAUUCCCGUAUAGAAAUAUAUUCUCAACCUGUAACUCAAAUAGAUGAAUCCUAUAUAAACGAUUCAUUUUGCAUAGCAGCAGCUGAAAGUAUCAAUCAAGAAAUUACUGAAGAUGAAGAGUUAUCUGAACUAGAAAAAGCAGAGCUAAAACUUGAAAAACGAAAACGCAAACGUAAACGCAUACGCGAAAAAGAAUCGGAUUGUCGUUUACAAAGAACUAAACGGAAAAAUAUAAUAAAUUAUUUUAACAGCAGCAGCGAAGAUGAGACUGAAAAAUUGCGCAAAGAGAUAAAAGAUGAUUCGUCGUUAGUAACUCGAUCAUAA
Molecule: messenger RNA, 3987 nt
Organism: Eufriesea mexicana
Lineage: Eukaryota; Metazoa; Arthropoda; Insecta; Hymenoptera; Apidae
Gene: Fancm
Product: FA complementation group M
Exons: 13
Coding region: 1-3987 (1328 amino acids)
Biological process (GO): double-strand break repair via synthesis-dependent strand annealing; interstrand cross-link repair
Molecular function (GO): four-way junction helicase activity; ATP binding; 3'-5' DNA helicase activity
Source: RefSeq, a predicted model, not a curated record